UUCUGGUCCUAUCGGACCACCCAAGCCUCCAAAUCUCCUCUCCAAGGUUGAAUAUCGCGAUCACGUCUCCGAUAUACGUGUUAAAGGCCAUUCGCGAUGAACCGCAGCGACGAUUUGAAGGGCGACGAGAAAGGAUAGGCAGGAUCUAUAUCAAGCUGUCCUGAACUCACCGGGAAGCGGAAGAGGCGCCGGCUGUUCACGAGACCUAUCUGCACGACGAUUGGCCGCUGCAUAUUCGUAGCGUCGUCGCUUCACUCUGCUGUUGUCUUUUCCCCUACCAGAGGCGAGUCAGACGGUGGCAGUGCCAGCCCUCUCUUAUCUUUCGAUUUCCCCCUGCCCAAUGUUUGGUCAAAAAGCGUGGAACACUAUUUUCCAUUUGAAUCCCAGACCCUUUUCUCUCGGUUCUAUUGUACCUUUAGGAAAAUUGCUGCACAUAGAAUAAGGUAGAGAAACUUUCUUUCUUUUGGACGGUGAAGCGCGGGUGCGGAGUUUCUGGCAGGUGUUGAACCUGUCGGUUUGUGUAUGCAGUACGCAGUAUGCAGCAGGGGUACAAUGUCGCUCUUUCACGGCGGGCAGUGCAAUACGACGAGGCUGAAAUGUGAAAAUACCGCUAUAGUUCUCGACAACGUCGGAUGAGCAUUUUAAAGGACAAUGGUCUCCGUUAAAGCUUUCUUGCCUCAUGGACUCCAACAAUUUCACGGCUCUUGAGCACAAAGUGGUCACCAUGGCCCAUGAAUCGGAUGGAAAUUCACAGCGCGACUCUGAGGACUCGCCAGCUGAACUACCAUUUGCCAUCGAUGAGGCCGAGAUCUACACUGAAGCUCCUGCUGCUGAAUUCAGACUCGGCCGUGGAACCAUCAUGUGUCUCGUUAUGAACAGGAUGAUUGGAUCUGGAAUUUUCACAAACGCUGGCAAUAUGUUCCGUAGCACAAACUCCACUGGAGCAGCUCUAAUGCUCUGGUUGGCAGGUGUGUUAUAUGCCACGGCAGGAGUUAUCAUUUACAUCGAAUACGGCCUGAGCGUGCCGCGAUGGACUGUAGAUGGCACAAAAAUUGCAGUACCCAGGAGCGGGGGGGACAUGAACUAUCUGUCGUAUGUGUACCGCUGGCCCGCUUAUCGGAAGGACACGGUGCAGUUUGCCACAGUGUUUUACGGGAUCACCUUCAUCUUCUUUGGUACAAUGGCCGGAAACGCAAUCAAUUGCGCCAUAAACUUACUGACCGCCAGUAAUCCUGGCCAGGAUGCGCCGAACAACGCCCAGGUUAGAGGAGUUGCCGUGAGUAUCACUUUUUUGGCUCUGUUCGCCCACGCAUUUAGCCGACGCGGUGGUCUUGCGCUCAAUAAUCUCUUUGCCAUUGUGAAGCUUGGGAUGUUGCUGCUCAUCAUAGGCGUUACUCUUGCUUAUUCUUCCGGAAGCAUCGGGCCAUCUCCCAAUCUCGAGUCCACGCCAUGGGCACAACAGCCUUUAUUCGAUGGCCAAGAGUUUUCGAGAAACGCCACUCUGCUAGAGAAUCUCGCAUUGCCUUACUCCUUCGGUCGUGCAUCGCAUGAUUCGCACAGCUAUUCAGACGCUUUCCUCGAUGUCAUCUUUACUUUUUCGGGUUUCGAGCAGGCAAACUAUGUUCUCGGCGAGAUUAGCCAGCCACAUCGAAAGUUCCCGAUUGCACUGGGGCUUUCUGCAAGCACUGUAUCCGUCUUGUUUGUGGCCGUAAACAUCUGCUACUGGACGGUGGUACCGCAAUAUAUUGCUGCUAAGCCAGGCCAAAAUGUUGCUGAAGCCUUCUUUACAAUCACGCUGGGAUCGCUUCGGCCAGAUGAUCCUUACCUAGGAAAGCGGAUUGCGAGUGCAUUUAUUGCUGUUUCUGCGCUCGGCAAUGUCAUCGUCAUGUCUUACACAGCUACACGAGUCAAACAGGAGAUCGCUAAAGAGGGUUUCUUGCCCUGGCCAAAAUUUUUCGCGCCGGAUUAUGAUAUGUCUAUUGGUCGGAUCUUGAACUGGAUCCAGAGGAAGUCUGCUUCUCGUCUGGAGUGGCUCUUCAGAUCAAAAUGGUUUGCGCCGGCCAACUAUCGAGAGAGAACACCUGUUGGCGCGUCGAUUUUGCACAUUUUCUCGUGCUUCGUCCUCAUUUCUGCAACUGCAGGCAUGCAGGCGAUCAACGCGUUCGACUUGCUGACUGGAAUGUCAGCGUACCUCAUCAACGGCUUCUUUGGGUCCUUCCUCGCCCUCGGCAUUCUAUGGCUGCGACUUUUUAAGGGGAAGCAAUGGAGAAUGAAAUCAACGGCUGUCCGCCCAAGUGUUAGUAUUUCAGCAGCUGCGAUAUAUCUAGUCCUCAAUGCGUGGGCAGUUAUAGCGAACUGGAUACCGUCACAUGGAUCGAGUCGGCAGUCCCCGUUAGAGUGGUACCUUAUCCCGGUACUUAGUUGGAUCGUGCUCGGAUUUGGGGUUUUGUGGUAUGUUGGUUUCUUGCUGGUCAUGAGGAGAAAAGACAAAAAGACGAACACAGUGCUCGUUAUCCGGAAGGUCCCUGACGUUAGAGAGGACCCUCCGUUUUCUGGGAUAUUCGUGCAAGAGCAUGAGACGUCAUAUAUUGAUAGGCUUCCGAAAGACGAAGCUGAACGUUUGGAGCUCCAUGAAGCAAUAAAUCUAGAUAUAAGAGGAGGCAGUGAUGUUGACAGUAUGGAGCAUGACGAGUUUGUGGCGUAGGCGGAAUCGACAGAAGUUCUACCAUCAGUGAUUUCGUUCGCCACUGCAGGUGUAUAUAGUACCAAGUGCACUAAUAAAGUCAUAAAAUGAACACAG
Messenger RNA from Verruconis gallopava, 2800 nucleotides. RefSeq lists its product as uncharacterized. The transcript has 3 exons. The record is from RefSeq and is a predicted model, not a curated record. Bases 680 to 2704 code for a protein of 674 amino acids. Gene Ontology annotation, biological process: amino acid transmembrane transport. Gene Ontology annotation, cellular component: membrane. Lineage: Eukaryota; Fungi; Ascomycota; Dothideomycetes; Venturiales; Sympoventuriaceae. Gene Ontology annotation, molecular function: L-amino acid transmembrane transporter activity.